Molecule: messenger RNA, 723 nt
Organism: Phanerochaete carnosa HHB-10118-sp
Lineage: Eukaryota; Fungi; Basidiomycota; Agaricomycetes; Polyporales; Phanerochaetaceae
Exons: 2
Source: RefSeq, a predicted model, not a curated record
GAUGCCAGCAGCACCGGCUGGGGUCUCUUGGAGAAGACUGUUCGUGGCUACGAUGAAGAUGAAAUAAAGUCACGCACCGAUAACAUUGAUACCCUUCUUCUCUUUGCCGGCCUCUAUGCAGCCAUCUUGGCAGCUUUCAGCGUAGUCUCUCUUACCUUCCUCAAGCCAGACACUGGUCAGCAGACAGUCGCGCUAUUGCAACAGCUUGUAAACGGGUCGUCCGAUUUUACCAGCAAUCCUGGACGACAGAGCGACGCAACUUCGGAUGAUGAUGACUUCAAGCCCCCGGGCUGGGCUGUCCGCGUUAACGUCUUGUGGUUUGCGAGUCUCGUCAUCAGCCUUUCCGCCGCAUCUCUCGGAAUCCUUGUCAGACAGUGGCUCGUGGAAUCUCUUGCGCGAACCUACAAAUCUCCACAGCAGCUCCUCCGUGCUCGACAAUAUCGCGAUCCGGCAACGAGAAGAUGGUUGGUCACCCACUUCGCGGAUGCGUUACCCAUGCUCUUGGAGUUUGCCCUUCUUCUCUUCUUCGCCGGACUCUGCGAAUUCACGGCCGCUUUCAAUCCCAGCGUCGGCCAUACUACGUGGCCACUUGUCACCGGAUGGGGAUUCCUCCUAUUCGCCUCAUUCAUACUCCCGUGUUUCUUUCCGCAUUGCCCAUACAAGACGAACUUUCUGUAUGAAGUUGCAUCGUUCAUUCGCCGAGAACUCUAUGCACCAACUAUC